Molecule: messenger RNA, 6127 nt
Organism: Mauremys reevesii (Reeves's turtle)
Lineage: Eukaryota; Metazoa; Chordata; Testudines; Geoemydidae
Gene: EIF4G3
Product: eukaryotic translation initiation factor 4 gamma 3
Exons: 37
Coding region: 134-5656 (1840 amino acids)
Cellular component (GO): eukaryotic translation initiation factor 4F complex
Molecular function (GO): mRNA binding; protein binding; translation initiation factor activity
Source: RefSeq, a predicted model, not a curated record
GCCCUCCCGGAGGCGCGUUGUCACGGAGACCGGCCGGUGGUGCUGGCCCGCCGGGCUGUCCCCGGCCCGCUCCCCCGGCCCGGCUCCCGCCUGCCCCGCUCCCCGCACGCGGGGGUGGGGGCUGCGCUUUGCGAUGAGUUUACCGCAGAAAGCGGCUGUGAAGCCCGGCUCAGCGGCUGCAGCGGCGGCGGGGACUGGCCCCGGGAGCGGGGCGGCGGCGGCAGCGGGGCCGCCUCCCCCCCCGGCUCCCCCUCACCCGGCGCCGCCUCCUCACCCCAACAUCAGGGCCUUACAGACCCAACCGCCCCAACAAAUUCCCAGAGGUCCUGUGCAGCAACCCCUUGAGGACCGGAUCUUCACUCCGACAGUCUCAGCUGUGUACAGCACUGUAACACAGGUAGCAAGACAACCAGGACCUCCUGCACCAUCCCCUUACUCUGCACAUGAAAUAAACAAAGGACACCCAAAUCUUGCUGCAACGCCACCAGGACAUGCAUCAUCCCCUGGACUUUCACAGGCCCCUUACCCCUCAGGGCAGAAUGCAGCUCCAGCCACAUUGGUGUACCCCCAAACUCCUCAAACAAUGAACACACAGCCUCAGACCCGCUCUCCGCCCAGCAGAACAGUGCCAAUACAUUGCACAGACAACUGGAAGAGGAGGAAGGUUUUGGAACAGAAUCCGGUUUACAGGUCCCUGGCUGGAAGAGGCUGGAUAAAAUACUGCAUUAGCCGAUUAAAAGUUAGAAUUUUCCAUGGAACAGUGAUAAGACAGUUUGCAGCGGGGCCUCGACCUGCCCAUCACCAGUUUUUUCAGCGGCCUCAAAUACAGCCUUCUAGAGCUGCCAUCCAGAACAGCAGCCCUUCUAUCCGUCCUGGUGCGCAAACACCAACUGCAGUGUAUCAAACCAACCAACACAUCAUGAUGGUUAACCAUCUGCCAAUGCCGUAUCCAAUGCCCCAGGGCCCCCAGUACUGUAUACCACAGUAUCGUCAUAGUGGCCCUCCUUAUGUUGGGCCUCCACAGCAGUAUCCUGUUCAGCCACCAGGGCCAGGCCCAUUUUAUCCAGGCCCGGGUCCUGGAGAAUUCCCCAAUGCCUAUGGAACACCGUUCUACCCAAGUCAGCCAGUGUAUCAGUCAGCACCCAUCAUAGUGCCUACGCAGCAGCAGCAGCAGCAGCAGCAGCCUCCACCAGCUAAAAGAGAGAAAAAAACAAUCCGAAUCCGGGAUCCAAACCAGGGGGGCAAGGAUAUAACAGAAGAAAUAAUGUCUGGAGGAGGCAGCAGGAAUCCUACACCUCCCAUUGUGAGACCCACCCCCACGCCUACCCCUCCUCAGCAGCUGUCCAGCCAGGUGCCAGAGCACAGCCCUGUGGUUUAUGGGACUGUGGAGAACACUCAUCUCGCCGCCAGCACCUCUGUCACUGCAACUAGCGACCCGAAGCAAGACGAGAAACCAAAACCAGAUCCAGUAUUAAAAUCUCCUUCUCCAGUCCUCAGACCAGAGCCUAGUGGGGAGAAAAAAGAUCAAGCUGGCCAGACAUCUGAGACUGCCUCAAUGGAAUCCCCACCAGAACUUCCUCUUGCUGCAUUGCCAGACCCAGUUGUUGUUGCUGCUGUUGCUGUUUCUAGUAAAUCUGCAUUCACAGCUAACUCAGAGGAGAGAUGUGAACUAACUUCCCCGAAAGAGGAAACAAUGCCUAUAUCCAAUGCCACACCCUGCACAGAAGAAUCAGACUUUUCACCAACAGAAGAGGCUGAUGCUGAUACGUGCAAGGAGCCUAGUAUUGUAGCAACUAGUGAUAUUCCAGUGACUGCUAGUACUAAUCUAAUUAAUGAAAUUAAUGGAGUUAAUGAAAAAGUAACUGCUACAGACGACAUAGCAGAAAUAGUUCAACAGGAAGUUGCACCAUUGACUGUUGAAUUGGAGAUUUUGGAAGGCCUUCCUGCUGAAGUGGAAAGUGUACCAUCUUCCAUUGCUCUUUCCACCUCUCCCUCUCCUCCUCUUACUCCUCCUAUUCCUGUUUCUGCUGCUGUUAACACUACAACACCUCCUUCCCCUCCUCCUCCUCUUCCUUCUCCUCCAAUUUCCCUCCCUGCUGUUCAGGGAGAUUUACAUGGAGAGGAGAGCAGAAGAACUACCCUUAAUGAAGUUGUAAAAGAUACUCAAAAGAAAGAAGAGGUGGAAGCAGAUGGGCAACCAGAGGAGAAUGCAGAGUCUCAGAAUUUAAUCUCCAGGAAGAACCCUGUACCACCCCAAACAGCUGUAGCUGCACCAAAGAUGUGGAAGAAACCAAAAGAUCGGACCCAAGCCACUGAGGAGGUGUUAGAGGCGGAAACAGAGCGUAUAGCAGAAGAGGAACUUUCAGGUGACAAAGUACCUGAAUCUGAACAGGAUAAAAUGAGCCCUGGGUUCCACCUGGAAAGAGAUACUUCUGAACUUAAAAAAGCAAAAGUUGUGGAAGAAAAUGGAGAGCAGGAAGCAGAGCCUAUACGUAAUGGUGCUGAGUGUGUUUCAGAGAGGGGAGGACCUGAUGCUAAUUCAGACUCCGCAGAGAGCUCUGGUGAAGGGCUAGUAUACCAGUAUAAACCAGAACAGUGGAAGCCCAUGAAUCCCGAAGGGAAGAAGCAAUAUGAUAGGGAGUUCCUGCUGGAUUUCCAGUUCAUGCCUGCCUGUAUACAGAAACCAGAAGGGCUGCCUCCCAUUAGUGAUGUGGUCCUCGACAAGGUGAGAGGAGACCCAAUAAAACAGAUAAAUCAGCCCAAAUUGCCAGUUCGAACUCUGGACCCUCGGAUAUUGCCUCGAGGACCAGACUUCACACCAGCCUUUGCCGAUUUCGGGAGGCAAACCUCCGGGGGAAGGGGUGUAGCUGCCUGCAAAGUGCAGAACAACCCCGGAAUGCCUUCUGUGGCUCGGUGUGGCACCCCAGCAUGCCCUCUGUUGGUCUCAUCUCACCCACCAUUGAGGAACCUGCCGAUAGGGUUGUUGAAUGUUGGACCAAGAAGAUCACAGCCAAGCCAGAGGAGGGAGCCCAGGAAGAUCAUCACUGUAUGUGUAAAAGAAGAUGUACACCUGAAGAAAGCAGAAAAUGCCUGGAAGCCAAGCCUGAAAAGAGACAGCCAGGCUGAGGACCCAGAAAAUAUAAAAACCCAGGAACUGUUCCGCAAGGUACGAAGUAUCUUAAACAAAUUGACGCCACAGAUGUUCAAUCAGCUAAUGAAGCAAGUAACAGACCUGACUGUAGACACAGAAGAGAGGCUGAAAGGAGUCAUUGACCUGGUCUUUGAGAAAGCUAUCGAUGAGCCCAGCUUCUCUGUGGCUUAUGCAAAUAUGUGUAGAUGUCUCGUAACGCUGAAAGUACCUAUGGCAGACAAGCCUGGGAGCACAGUAAAUUUCCGCAAGUUGCUACUGAAUCGUUGCCAGAAGGAAUUUGAAAAAGACAAAGCUGAUGAUGAUGUCUUUGAGAAGAAGCAAAAAGAGCUUGAAGCUGCUAUCACUCCAGAGGAGAAGACACGGCUCCACGAGGAGCUGGAAGAGGCCAAGGACAAGGCUCGACGGAGAUCCAUCGGAAACAUCAAAUUCAUUGGUGAACUCUUCAAACUGAAAAUGCUGACCGAGGCCAUCAUGCAUGACUGUGUGGUGAAGCUGCUUAAGAACCACGAUGAAGAGUCCCUGGAGUGCCUUUGCCGCCUGCUCACCACCAUCGGCAAGGACUUGGACUUUGAGAAAGCAAAGCCCCGUAUGGACCAGUAUUUUAAUCAAAUGGAGAAGAUUGUGAAAGAGAGAAAAACGUCCUCCAGGAUUCGUUUCAUGCUUCAGGAUGUAAUAGACCUAAGGCUGUGCAACUGGGUAUCCCGGAGAGCAGAUCAAGGCCCCAAGACUAUUGAGCAGAUUCAUAAAGAAGCAAAAAUUGAAGAGCAAGAAGAGCAGAGAAAGGUCCAGCAACUCAUGACCAAAGAGAAGAGAAGACCAGGUGUCCAGAGGGUAGAUGAAGGUGGAUGGAACACUGUUCAGGGGACAAAGAGUAGUCGUGUGCUUGAUCCCAUCAAAUUCCUUAAAAUUACCAAGUCCACAAUAGAUGAGAAGAUUCAGCUUGUGCCUAAAGCCCAGUUGGGCAGCUGGGGGAAGGGCAGCAGUGGUGGAGCAAAGGCCAGUGAGAUUGAGUCCUUACGACCAAGUGCCACUAGUUUGAACAGAUUUUCUGCACUACAGCCCCCAGUGUCGUCUGUGUCUUCUUCUUCUGUAUCCUCAGAGUUAGACUCUCGCAGGGCCUUAACUAGUCGUGGGAGCACAGGCAGAGAGAAGAAUGACAAACCACUCCCAUCUUCAGUCACCCGUCCAAACACCUUCCUGCGGGGUAGCAGCAAUAAAGAGCUGCUGCUAGACAAUCAGGCACAAGAAGAACAACGGCGAGAGAUGCUAGAGACAGUGAAACAGCUAACAGGUGGCAUGGAUAUGGAGAGAAACAUCACAGAGACAGACAGGAACAAAGCCAAGGAAAUAGCCAAGCCAGAAACUCCCUCAGCUACAGUACAAGACAAAUCUUCACUGUCAGAAGAGGAAAUGGAGAGAAAGUGCAAAUCCAUCAUUGAUGAGUUCUUGCACAUAAACGAUUAUAAGGAAGCAAUGCAAUGUGUAGAGGAGUUGAAUGCACAAAGUCUGCUGCCCAUUUUUGUGCGAGUCGGAGUGGAGUCUACUCUCGAGAGGAGUCAGAUCACCAGGGAUCACAUGGGCCAGUUACUAUAUCAGUUGGUGCAGUCAGAAAAGCUAAGCAAACAGGACUUCUUCAAGGGGUUUUCAGACACCUUGGAGCUGGCAGAUGAUAUGGCCAUUGAUAUACCACAUAUUUGGUUGUAUCUAGCUGAAUUGGUGACCCCCAUGUUAAAAGAAGGAGGAAUCUCUAUGAGAGAACUUACAAUAGAAUUUAGCAAACCUUUACUUCCUGUGGGAAGAGCUGGGGUCUUGCUUUCUGAAAUAUUGCACCUUCUAUGCAAACAAAUGAGCCAUAAGAAAGUAGGAGCCUUAUGGAGGGAGGCUGGCCUCAGUUGGAAGGACUACUUAUCUGAAGGGGAGGAUGUACAUACCUUUCUCAUGGAGCACAAGUUGGACUUCACAGUGUCUGACUGUUCCAGUUCCUCAGAAGCACUUUCAGAGGAAGAACUCUCUGCUGACGAACUGAACAAACAGCUAGAAAAACUCAUUAUUGAGGACAAGGCGAAUGAUGAACAAAUCUUUGAUUGGGUAGAGGCUAAUCUAGAUGAAGGCCAGAUGAGUUCACCUACAUUCCUUAGAGCUUUAAUGACAGCAGUUUGUAAAGCAGCCAUUAUAGCGGAUUCUUCUAGUUUCCGUGUGGACACUGCUGUUAUCAAGCAGAGAGUGCCGAUCUUACUCAAGUACCUAGACUCAGAUACAGAGAAGGAACUACAAGCACUUUAUGCACUACAAGCAUCAAUAGUAAAACUUGAUCAGCCUCCUAAUCUGUUGCGGAUGUUUUUUGAUUGCCUGUAUGACGAGGAGGUGAUAUCAGAGGAUGCCUUCUACAAAUGGGAAAGUAGCAAGGACCCAGGAGAGCAGAAUGGGAAAGGAGUAGCACUGAAAUCAGUCACAGCAUUCUUCACAUGGCUACGAGAGGCUGAAGAGGAAUCAGAGGAUAAUUAAAACUUAAAAUACAGAAAACAAAACAAAACAAAAGAAACAAUUUAAGUAUUUUUUUAAAAAGUUUUACGUCUUCGCCAAUCACAGUGCAGCAAGGCCAAUUCUCGCGCAUAACCCCCUCCUUCCCCCACAUAUGCACGAGUGGGAGAGGAAAAAAAUAGAUGAACAUAAAGGUGAUCAUGGAGGAAAAAGGUACUUGGAAAAAAAAAGUAAACUUCAAACCUGAGGGCGGGAGCACUAAACCAAAAUACAUGUAUUAUUUAUAGAAAAUAUUUUCUGUUUUAUUCAUUUUUUCUUUUCUUUUUAAACAAGGACUCAUACUUUAAAAAACAGAUCUGUUUAGCAAAAAAAAGUUGAAAACUUUAAUUUAUUAUUUUAAGGACUGCAAAUGCCAGUGUAAUUUUUACAUUUGCAGUUUCUGUAAACAAAUUGUAUGAUAGAAAAAAGCAGAGAAAUAAAUUUCCCUCCCCUUCA